AUGGCUGCGUUAACUGGGUCUGCGAAGAGCACGUGGGCUUCGUUUUUGAAGAGCAUUGCGAGCUUCAAUGGCGAUUUGGCAUCUAUGACCGCUCCCCCGUUCAUUCUGAGUAAAACGAGCUUGGUCGAGUACAGCGCAUAUUGGACGGAACACCCAAAGCUCUUUGUCGCGCCGGCUAAAGAGCAGGAUCCGGAAAAACGGGCGCUGCUUGUGUUGAAGUGGUUCUUGUCGACGUUGAAGCAACAGUAUAGUUCCAGAAGUGAGAAGCUUGGAUCCGAGAAGAAACCGCUAAAUCCCUUCCUUGGAGAGCUCUUCCUUGGACACUGGGAGGACGAGGAAGUUGGAAGAACGGAAUUGAUCUCUGAACAAGUCAGCCAUCAUCCACCUGUUACGGCUUAUUCGAUAUUCAACGAGAAGCAUGGGGUUAAGCUACAAGGUUACAAUGGACAAAAGGCUGGGUUUGCGUCGAUGACCAUCAAUGUGAAGCAAGUUGGUAUUGCAAGAUUGAGGCUUGAAAAAUGGGAUGAGGAGUAUUUGAUUACUCUUCCGGCGUUACAUAUUGAAGGACUUGUUUACGGGUCACCUUUUGUGGAAUUAGAGAAGUCGACGAUUAUUCAGUCGAGUUCUGGAUUCUUUGCGAAGAUUGAUUAUGCUGGAAAGGGAUGGGUUGGAGGCAAGUCGAAUUCGGUCUCUGCGGAGCUGUAUGACAAUAAGACUGGAAAGUUGCUUUAUACUAUCUCCGGGCAGUGGACGAAGGAAUUGGUCGUCAAGAAGGCGAAGACUGAGAUUGAGCGGUUUGAGCACGGAGAAAAGAAUCCCACAACAGGGUUGGCGAUCAAGCCUAUCGGAGAGCAAGAUCCCUUGGAAAGUAGACGCGCUUGGGCGAAGGUUGGAGCGGCGAUUGACAAGGGAGAUUACGACGAGACCGGUAUCGAAAAGUCCAAGAUUGAAAACGCACAGCGAGAUCUCAGGAAGAAGGAGAAAGAGGAAGGCACCACAUGGGAGAGGAGAUACUUUACCGCAGUCGACAAGAUAGAUGAGGUUGAUGCGCUUGUCGAGCGAGCCGGGAAGUUCAUGAAGGGGGUGUUGGGACUUACACCAAUUUCUAUGGAUGAACCGGCGAAGACCAAUGGAGUUUGGGUGUUUGAUACAAAGAAGUAUGAGGAUGUAGUGAGUGGACGGAAGGCGGAGGAGGUUAGGAGGGCUGGAGAGACUGUUUUGGAGGCUACGGAACAUGCGACUGGGACUGUAGAGGCACAACCUUUGGUUGAUCGCGAGUAA
Messenger RNA from Orbilia oligospora ATCC 24927, 1281 nucleotides. RefSeq lists its product as uncharacterized. The coding region runs from base 1 to 1281 and encodes 426 amino acids. The transcript has 9 exons. The record is from RefSeq and is a predicted model, not a curated record. NCBI's taxonomy places the organism in Eukaryota, Fungi, Ascomycota, Orbiliomycetes, Orbiliales, Orbiliaceae. Gene Ontology annotation, cellular component: intracellular membrane-bounded organelle; membrane; cytosol. Gene Ontology annotation, molecular function: oxysterol binding. Gene Ontology annotation, biological process: piecemeal microautophagy of the nucleus; exocytosis; maintenance of cell polarity.